Molecule: messenger RNA, 2235 nt
Organism: Prorocentrum cordatum
Lineage: Eukaryota; Dinophyceae; Prorocentrales; Prorocentraceae
Source: the annotation of a GenBank genome assembly
GGCGGGCGGUGGCAGCGAAGCGUUUUGAAUCAUCCCUCUCCUCAUCACCCGAAUGAUAAUAUGUUUGGUAUUGCAUUUAACAUGGUGAGCAUGAGACCUCAAGUCGGGUCGGCAUAAUGGCGAACAACCAGCGUGACACAUAGUUGGUGGAGGCUGCAUCUAUCAAACUACACCAGCUGCUGGCGCGGUGGACGAUUCAAACGCAAGUGGUGGGUUACGUGUGACUCUCCCCACAGGUUCCUUGGCAGAUCAUUUUGGCUCGGUAGUUCUCACCGCGCCUGUGGUCAAGGCCAUGCGCAGCACCCUGGCUUGCUGGACUGCACGUCUGCCCAGGCUGAGGAAAAGGAGCAAAACAAGCUUCGGCGCCGACACGCUCAAUCUUACCAGAGGAAGAGGAGGGGAAGCGUAUAGCCUGCAAUGGCGGGCGCAAAUGUCCCGAGGAGUCCAUCUUGCGCGCGAUCAUACAGAGGCCGACAGGCGCCACUGGCGCUGCUGGGGGAGCAGGGGGGAGGAGGAGGAGGAGGAGGAGGAGGAGGAGGAGGAGGAGGAGGAGUCAGCUGGAUAGAAGCAGAGGUAGGGACAGCGACCGCAAUCUGAUCAGCUCAACUGCGACGCGCUAGACCAAGAUAAUAAGCUGACCCAGACUAGGGGUCAGCUAGGCGAGGCUGGGCAGACCUUAGCUGAGCCAAGCUAGGCGGUGAUAACACUCAGCUACAGUCUGGGAAGGUUUUCUCCUAACGCCGCCACGUUGACCAAUGCCGCAUAGCAGCAUGAAUUAUGUGAACGAUGGUUGCAGCAUGUGAUACAAUGGCCGAUCAUACACUGCACUUCGGAUGUCCACACCACCUCGCCUGUUUCACUGCAGCACAGGAGUGCCAAAUGUCGAUCAGCACGUGUGAUCACUACACAGCGUUCUUGUCCACGUGUUGGCACCCGCGACUUGUAUGAGGCAUUAAGCAACAUGAAAGGACAAACGGGCUGCGUGUGACUACCUUCCCCCCGACCCCAAAUCUCGGUGCCCAGCCGAUUGGUCCUCUGGCGCGACCUCGGUCACUGCGGCAUGGAGCUGCACGACCAGGCUCGCAGGCACACUGGCUGGGCACGGGCGCGAAGAUCCGCGCCCCAGGGUCGCGGCGGUGCCUCAGCCCCCCUCUGCCGGAGCCGUCCUGGACAGCACCACGCCGCGCUGCAGGCCCAGCACGCUGCCGUCGCGAGCAGACGCGGCGUCCUCAUCCUCCGCUGCCGUCGUCCUGGAAAGCACCACUCCGCGCUGCAGGCCCAGCACGCUGCCGUCGCGAGCAGACGCGGCGUCCUCGUCCUCCGCUGCCGUCGUCCGGGACAGCACCACGCCGCGCUGCAGGCCCAGCACGCUGCCGACGCGAGCAGACGCGGCGUCUUCGUCCUCCGCUGCCGUCGUCCUGGACAGCACUACGCCGCGCUGCAGGCCCAGCUCGCCGCCAGCGCGAGCAGGUGCGGCGUCUUCGUCCUCCGCUGCCGUCGUCCUGGACAGCACCACGCCGCGCUGCAGGCCCAGCACGCUGGGGCUGGAGCUGGCGAGCGGGGCGCCAGCCCCGCCGCCGGCGCGAGCAGGUGCGGCGUCCUCGUCUUCCGCCGCCGACGUCCUGGACAGCACCACGCUGCGCUGCAGGCCCAGCUCGCUGGGCAGGGAGGAAGACGCAGCGAGGGGGACUGCUGCUGUGGCAUCCGCGUGCUCUGGCCCUGCGCCUUUGCUGCCCUCCGCCACGGCGGUGUCGUCCUCGACAGCGCCACGCCGCGCCGCAGGCCCAGCGCGCCAGGGCUGCGGCCCCAGUGCCUCCAGCGAUCAACGUCGAGGGCCAGGUCUUGAGCGAGCGCCACUGCACAAGGGGGCGCCACGUGACGUGCGUGCCGAAAACGAUCAGGAGGACGCACAUCACUAGGCUUGCUAUGCGGCAGCAACUAUUGGAUAUCAGCCUUGGCUUGGGUGUCAGUCCCAUGCCCUGCUGCAUCAGAGCUACUCCGCUGGCGUUGGCUGCCUCGUCCAGGCUUGUGUGAUCACUCGUUGGGGUUAUCACGGUCACCGGAUGGGACAUGCGUUUUGGAGGCAGCUCUGCCAUAGCGGAAGGAGCUGCUAUAAAGAUCAGCAGCGCGGCGACAUUGCGAGGCUGCAUUGGGUUGCGAUCACUGGAAGAACGAACGUGCAAAAGCAGUUCCCCACUUUGGCCAAGGUGCUCUUGCCUAGGACCGAAACUGGCU